AUGCAGCCCGGUGUGCAGAUGAUGCCGGGGUGGGCACCCGGGAUGCAGAUGACGCCCGGGGGGGACGACGCUGCAGCCCCCGAUGCAGGGGACGACAGGUGGCACCUAUAUGGCUACCACAUCAACUACACUCUCUACGGCCGCCUUAUCAAGCGCUGCACCGACCUCCGCCUCCCGCGCCAGGCCGAGCAGCUACACGCCCGCCUCAUCCUCACCUCCACCACCGCCGACAACUUCCUCGCCUCCAAGCUCAUAGCUUUCUACUCCGAGCCCUGCCAGAUUUCCCGCGCACGCCAUGUGUUCGACCAAAUUCCGCACAAGAACACCUUCGCCUACAACGCCCUCCUCAUCGCCUGCACCGUGCACAACCACCACGCGCACACGCUGGAUCUCUUUGCCUUCUUGUUGUCUCGACAAGGGGCUCACGAUCGUUUGGAUUUGGCGGAUGUCAAGCCGGAUAGGUUUACAUUGAGUUGCGUGUUGAAGUCGAUGUCAGAGGUGGCCUUGGACGGGCCUCUUCCGGCUCGGAUGGUUCAUUGUUAUGUUGUUAAAUGUGGGUUUGAUUGGGAUGUUUUCGCGGGGAAUGGGUUGGUGACUUACUACUCAAGGUGUGGUGAUGUGGCUUCGGCGAGGAGCUUGUUUAAUGAAAUGCCUGAGAGGGACUUGGUCUCUUGGAAUUCGAUGAUCUCGGGGUACUCGCAAGGUGGGUUCUUUGAGGAAUGCAAGGGUUUGUAUAAAAGAAUGCUGGAUUCGGAAGCUGUAAGGCCCGAUGCGGUUACUGCAGUGAGCGUUUUGCAGGCGUGUGCGCAGUCGAGUGAUCUUAUAACAGGGAUGGCAGUGCAUCAGUAUUUGAUUGAAAAUGAGGUUGAAAUGGAUCUUUCACUUUGUAACUCGAUCAUUGGGGUUUAUGCUAAAUGCGGUAGCUUGGAUUAUGCUAGGCAGCUUUUAGAGGAGAUGAGUGAGAAGGAUGAGAUAACUUAUGGAACGAUUAUAUCUGCCUACAUGGUUCACGGGUUUGUCGAGGAAGCUAUGAACGUAUUUAGGGGAAUGUGGAAUCCAGGAUUGAGUGCUUGGAAUGCAGUUAUUUCGGGUAGUGUUCAGAAUAAUCAGCAUGAUAGAGUUUUAGAUCUAGUUCGUGAAAUGCAAGGUUCUGGUUUCAAGCCUGACGCUGUGACUUUGUCGAGUAUACUUCCAGCUAUUCUAUUUGUCUCACAUAUGAAAGGGGGAAAAGAAGUCCAUGCUUAUGCUAUUAAAAACAAUUACCAUAGGAAUAUCUAUGUGGUUACUGCAAUGGUAGAUGUAUAUGCCAAGCUUGGAUAUCUGAGGGGAGCACAGAGAAUAUUUGAUCUUGCACACGAUAAGAGUGUGAUAGUAUGGACUGCUAUAAUCUCAGCCUAUGCAGCUCAUGGAGAUGCUAGCUCAGCACUUAGUCUAUUCGAGGAGAUGCUAAAUAGCAAGAUAAAUCCAGAUGCUAUCACAUUUACUGCAGUUUUAGCUGCUUGUGCUCAUGUUGGGCUAGUGGACAAAGCUCGUGAGAUAUUUAGUUCUUUGCUGCCAAAGUAUGGAAUUCAGCCUCUGUCAAAUCAUUAUGCUUGUGUGGUUGCAUGCCUGAGCCGAGUAGGUAAGCUGUCUGAAGCAGUAGACUUUGUAAAGAAAAUGCCUAGUGAACCUACGGCUCAGGUUUGGGGUGCUCUGCUUAGUGAAGCUUCAGAGGCUGGUGAUGUUGAGCUUGCUGAGUUUGUCUGUGAGCGUUUAUUCGAAUUGGAGCCUGAAAACCCAACCAAUUACAUUGUCAUGGCAAAUUUAUUUUCAAAAGCUGGUAGGUGGGAGGAAGCCGAGAGUGUAAGAGAGAGACUGGCGAAGAGGGGAUUUAAGAAAGUUGCUGGCAGUAGCCGAAUAGAAACCUCUGGUGGCUUCGUGAGAGGAAUUGCUAUGAAUGAAAGAAGGGGCAAAUUUUGGUAAAUGUUUGCAAAAGUUGUUGGUUAAAGAAGGUAUUUGAUGAUCGAUGAAUUUAAUGAGGGGAGUUAUCAAGAGUUGGAAAUGUAAUGGUAUUUGCUAUUGAGAUUUGUACAGGAGUCACAGUAACAACAUAAGCCCAGUCCUGAACUCAAAGUCCCAUUCCGAAAGCUAGGCUCACACUCUUGGAGGUGCUACAAGUGUUGAGGGCUAAAGAAGAUAUAUGAUGAUUGUUUGAAGGAAAUUAUUAUGACAUUGAGAUUUCCAGUUCACUGAUGGUUGCAAAUCGGGGAAUUGUAGAAGAACUGUAAUGGUGUCUGCUAGGCACUAGCAAGAUUUCUAGAGGCGUAACAACAAAUGAGAGCAAUCCUACUGAAAGUCCAGUUUCAGACUGAGAGCUCGGCUUGUGAACUUGAUGAUAAUUAAUGCAUCCAUGAGAUCCGAAUGAUAAGUAGAAAAAUGUAUAACUGGACACAAAGUUCAGGACAAAGAUCAAACAUCUCCAGACACUCCCUUCCAUGUUACUCUACCACCUGUGAAGUCCCAAUGCUUUUUUUCUUCUUGUUUUUCACAUCAUUGUUAAUCAUACUUGCCAUGCUCAAUA
Salvia splendens (bonfire salvia) is the source of this 2560-nucleotide messenger RNA. RefSeq names its product pentatricopeptide repeat-containing protein At2g37310-like. Gene Ontology annotation, molecular function: RNA binding; protein binding. The record is from RefSeq and is a predicted model, not a curated record. NCBI's taxonomy places the organism in Eukaryota, Viridiplantae, Streptophyta, Magnoliopsida, Lamiales, Lamiaceae. Gene Ontology annotation, biological process: RNA modification. The transcript is spliced from 3 exons. Bases 1 to 1962 code for a protein of 653 amino acids.